AGAGUGAGCAACUGGUACAUAUGCAAGCUGGGUUGGGGCGAAAGAAAAUGCAAAUGGAUGAAAAUGCAACUUAUGAUGACGUAUGUGCCCAACUGAAGGAUCUGUUCCCAAAAUUUCAGGAAGUAAAGGGGGGUUGGCUUGUCUAUAAAUCUUCAGGAGGAUGGGGCUCCCGGAAGCUCAACCUUAUUCCACCCGAUGAGAGUGGGUACAGUGCCAAGCAUUUGAAGGCAGCAACACAAGGUUUUAAAGGAGUGCUUUACAUAGCUCCUCUUCAAAUGGAACUUGAAACCACUGCUCUGCCACCUGAAUCUGAAAGCUUUAAUGACAUGCCAAAAGAGAAAUGCCAGAAAUGUGGAAUCACUUAUCCAUUAGUCAUCCUGACUGCACACAUAAAGUCAUGUGUGACAACUGAUGAAGCUGAACAGACCAAUCAAGCAACUUGCCCCAUCUGUCAAAAUGAAAUGCCUCUUGAUGUGAUAGAGAUUCACGCAAGUUUUUGCACAGGUGACAGUGUGGUAAUGAAGUUUGUGUAUUAUAUUGUAAGCACGCCACCUCUGGAAUUCAAUGCGUCUAUGGAGGAACCAUCUACAUCUGGAUUUUCCGUGCCUGUGACGCAUACCGGUGAUCAUUCAAAUGCAGCUGAAGCCACAAGCAUGAGUUAUGAUUGGAAAACUGAACCAGAUAAAAAUAAAGCAGCAUCCUUAUACACAAAGGAAAUAAUUUGCCAACAUGAGAUGAGAAAGCCCCUCUUGAUGACCAUGGAUUUGAGGAUGGACAAGGAAGAUCAAGACAAAGAACUUGUUGCAUUCUACAAACAAAACGGCAUAGAAUGAGCAAGCCCUGUGAAGUGCAGACUCCAAGGGGAUGCUGCCAUUGGUGAGGGAGUAACCAGACAUUUCUUGUCUACUGUUAUAUAGAGGCUUCAGCAUGGAUUUAAUUUUAACAUGGGAAAUACUGCAAGAACCUGUCUCUUUGACGGUGAACCAGGUCAUCUUGUUCCAUCAUCAUCACAAUUUCUUGUAGAG
Molecule: messenger RNA, 1025 nt
Organism: Sinocyclocheilus grahami
Lineage: Eukaryota; Metazoa; Chordata; Actinopteri; Cypriniformes; Cyprinidae
Exons: 9
Coding region: 21-833 (270 amino acids)
Source: RefSeq, a predicted model, not a curated record